CGUCGCUUUUGACCAGCGAAAUAAAGAGGGAAAGGGAGCAUUGCGGCGCUCACCGACGACUAGCAUGGCCGUUUCUUCUACCUCAUCCCUGUCAACCUCGCACUGUUUCUCUUCACCCCUCUCGUACUCUUCUUCUAUCUUUGGAGCUCGCCAGCAGAAUAGAGCAAUGUUGGUCAUAGUUAGAAUGCCCGCGCCGUUCAGAGCUUCUGCCGAGUCCAAGCACGAAAGAACCGGCGAAGGAUCGAACGGAGAAAGCAAAAGAGAUAGAAAGAGAGAGAUGGAGGCGAGAGAGCGGAAGGAGGUGGUGAACCGGAAAAUAGCUUCGCAGAAGGCCAUCUCCGCAAUUCUCAGGAGGGAGGCCACAAAGGCCGUCAUCGAGAAGAAAGGUUCGAUCAAUUCCAGGAAGCUUCUUCCUCGGACUGUCCUGGAGGCACUCCAUGAGAGGAUUACGGCUCUUCGCUGGGAGUCUGCUCUCAAGAUAUUUGAUCUUCUUCGCGGACAACUAUGGUACACGCCUAACCCAGGCAUCUAUAUUAAGCUGAUUGUCAUGCUUGGUAAAUGCAAACAGCCUGACCGAGCACAUGCACUCUUUCAAGCCAUGUCUGAUGAGGGUUGCAUCAUAAACCAUGAAACAUAUACCGCUCUUGUUUCAGCCUACAGCAGGAGCGGUCUUUUUGAUAAAGCAUUUUUCCUGCUUGAAAAUAUGAAGAAUACUGAUGGUUGUCAUCCGGAUGUUCAAACCUACUCCAUUCUCAUCAAAUCUUGCUUGCAUUACUUCAAAUUUGAUAAAGUCCAGUUCCUACUCGCAGACAUGAAAAACCUGGGAAUUGAGCCAAACACUGUCACCUUCAAUACACUUAUUGAUGCUUAUGGGAAAGCAGAGAGAUUUGCAGAGAUGGAAUCUACGCUAAUGGAAAUGCUAGGGAACCAUGAUUGCAAGCCUGACAUCUGGACAAUGAAUGCUACUCUACGAGCUUUCGGGGGAAGUGGGCAGAUUGAGAUGAUGGAGAAAUGCUAUGACAAGUUCCAGGGCUCGGGCAUCUCUCCUGACAUUAAAACAUUUAACAUACUCUUAGAUAGUUAUGGCAAGGCUAGAAAAUAUGAGAAAAUGAGUGCAGUGAUGGAGUACAUGCAAAAAUAUUAUUUCUCAUGGACGUUGGUCACCUACAACGUUGUCAUUGAUGCAUUUGGAAGAGCGGGGGAUUUGAAGCAGAUGGAAUAUAUCUUUAGAUUAAUGAAAUCUGAAAGGAUAAAGCCAAAUCGUGUUACUCUUUGCUCACUCAUCAGAGCAUAUGGCAGAGCAGAAGCUGUUGAUAAAAUAAAGGCUGUCUUGAGGUAUAUAGAGAACUCAGACGUGAUGUUAGACACUGUAUUCUUCAAUUGCUUGGUUGACGCAUAUGGGAGGGCUGGUUGCCUAUCAGAGAUGAGGGAGGUGUUGGAGCUGAUGCAGAAGAGAGCAUGCAGACCUGAUAAGAUCACAUAUAGCACCAUGAUAAAGGCUUACCUUAGCAGAGGGAUCAACGACCAAAGAGUUCAUAACCUUCAAGAUAUCAGCCAAGAAGAGGCCUUGUCACUGUCUCAAAGGUCUUGCAGCCUAUGAUGGAGCUUGAGCGAGAUGAAGCUAUUAGUAAAAGCAGACUAACUUAGCAUAAGGAGAAGGGAGUUGAGAAAAUGCAUCCACCUCGCUGGUUAAUGCUUGCAUCUCAACAGGCUCUCUUUUCAGAAGACUUUUACUUUGAUAUAUUUAUGGCACGUAAUCCUAGAAAUUGUGGGACAACACAGAGCUAUAUGAAGCAUAGUACUGAAAAGCUAUACAUGCUCGGAGUAGCAUGAUUCAACCAGUUGCAAAUGAAACAGACCGCGUCAUUUAUUUGAGCUAAUUUGAGCUCACAGGCAAGUGAGAUUGCUCAGUUGCCUUCAAAUAAGUUUGUAUUUGCAUGAAUUCUCAUGUAUAUAUAUUUCAAAAUAACUAGCACUGC
Phalaenopsis equestris is the source of this 1979-nucleotide messenger RNA. RefSeq names its product pentatricopeptide repeat-containing protein At5g48730, chloroplastic. Lineage: Eukaryota; Viridiplantae; Streptophyta; Magnoliopsida; Asparagales; Orchidaceae. The record is from RefSeq and is a predicted model, not a curated record. The coding region runs from base 65 to 1600 and encodes 511 amino acids. Gene Ontology annotation, molecular function: protein binding; mRNA binding. The transcript has 4 exons.